Molecule: messenger RNA, 2828 nt
Organism: Mercenaria mercenaria
Lineage: Eukaryota; Metazoa; Mollusca; Bivalvia; Venerida; Veneridae
Product: alpha-(1,3)-fucosyltransferase fut-3-like
Exons: 2
Coding region: 78-1289 (403 amino acids)
Cellular component (GO): membrane
Molecular function (GO): alpha-(1->3)-fucosyltransferase activity
Source: RefSeq, a predicted model, not a curated record
UGUGACAAGCAAUAGCUUAAUACUCGUAAAAUGCUUGCUAGAUUAUACGACAUUGAAAUGAUAGAAACAUUUUUGCAAUGUGGUUUUACAGAAAAAAUAAGAGUGGCUUCAAAUGCAUCUUUGUGUGUCUGUUCUCAUAUUGUUUUAUAUAUAUAAUACGGAUAUUUAUGUCUUCCAGUGAUGAAAUUAAGCCGUAUGUUACUUAUUUCUCGGAAAGAAAUUUCCACAAAAACGUUUCAAAGAAAAUUCUAAUUUGGACACCUUUAUUUUCGGACACUAUUAUAGAAUAUUGUGAACAAUGCCAGUCGAACUGUAAAGAUACAUGCAAGUGUACUUUUACAGUAAAUAAAAGUGAAAUUACUACUGCAAACGCCGUUAUAUUUCAAAAUUUUGAUCUUUUUCCAAAGUCAGUUAAUUGGGAAAUUGGAACAAAAACAACAAUAUCAUUUCCGACUUACCGUCGACCUGAUCAAGUUUGGAUUCUUUUUAACAUGGAACCACCAAGCAAUAUGUUCUGGGAUCCGGCGAUCUUAAAUGGAGUGUUCAACUGGACUGCAUGGUAUAGACAAGAUGCAACUCUAAUGUGGCUGUAUGGCUCCAAGUACACACUGAAUCAUUCAGAAAGCAAUGAUGCCAGGAAACUAUUCGGAAAAACAAAUUUUCAUCAAGAGAAAUCAAGAGAAGUAGCUGGGAUGAUAUCUAAUUGUAAAGAUCAAGCUGAAAGGUAUAAACUAGUUCAUAAAAUGCAAAACCUUGUAACUGUAGAUAUGUACGGCGGAUGUUAUGAUAGACCUUGUGGAAGUGUCAUGAAACCCAAGAGUUGUGAUGAGAUUCUAAAACAAUAUAAAUUCUAUCUGGCUUUGGAAAACUCUCUGUGUAAAGAUUACGUUACAGAAAAAUACUGGAAUGCUUUGAAGCGGGAACAGAUUCCUAUAGUUAACUGGAAGAAUAUUAGUGAAGACAUCGUAAUACCAAAUUCAUAUAUAAAUGUUUUUGACUUCAAAGACAUCAAAUCUUUGGCAAACUAUGUGAAAAAAGUGAGUUCAAAUGCAACUUUAUAUAAUAGUUAUUUUCAGUGGAAGACAAAAUACAAAGACAAAGGGACGCCUGUUACUUUUGAACUGUGUCGGUUACUGAGUCGCAACAGCUAUCAGAGGCAGGUUUACUCUGACUUUGGCAACUGGAUCAGGGACGAUAUAUGUCCAAAAGUAACCGUUGUGAACAACAUGAAAAAACAAGGAAACUGGUGGUUAUUUCAGAAACUUGGGGUAGAUAUAUCGUUUUGGUAGCUGAUGCAAAUGAUACACGUGCAGUUGAUGUAGAGCAUAUAGUGUGGACACCUAUUCAUUGAUGCGUGGCCGAGUGAUUAAAAUCGUUGACUUCAAUUUGCUUGCAGCUUACCUCUGUUUGCAGAAGCUCUGUUCAUGUCGGAUGUGGAGAAGCCACCCAGCAUGCUUGAGGAAGUCGUUGGUUCUAUCCAGGUGACCGCUGUACUGUAUUGAGAAAUGAGUAACUCAAUAAAACUAUUCUACAAGUUCAUUUACUAGGGCACUACAAGUGGUCAUAUCGCAUGCAUGUAUUCAACUAACAUAUAAUGGUAUCAGAGAGAGACAUCCUUCUGCUAGGGAGCUAGUGGGAGGAGCUGCUUUCACUUGAUUGACAUUGUAUUUAACAAGUUACACUACAAUUCCUCCCGGCCAAGAUUUGAAAUUAGCCAGAAUAAAAUAAUGUUUAUACUAAUCAAAUUCUCCAACAGCAAUGUCAUUAUUUCCAAACAUUAACUGAGAUUACAAGUGUUUGUCUUUACGAGUGUCUGUCCAGAUAACGAGAGUUUUAUUUGUAGCAAUGAUAUGCUCCUAAUUGCUUUAUCAUCUUAUCUCGACGUUAAUGUUCAAUGGCUGAUUUAAAGAUUGGUUCCGAUAGCAAUUACUGUCUACACGUGUUCAUAAAUUACUUUUAAUGUUAAUGAGACUGGCAUUUCAUUCAAGUAAAUAAAUUAUAAGCCCGAUGAUACAAAAUGAAUUUGCAAUGAAGGUCAGAUAUAUUAUUCUAAAACAAUAAUGUAAAUCCAGUAACAAAACAGUGUAAGCAUAUAAAUGACAUGUAUUAUUUCAAUGCACCUGUUGCAUGUAUAAUUCAUGGUGAAUUACAUUUUAUUGUUAAAUCCUUUUACAUCUCUUUGAAUUUUUUUUUCACAACGUUACAUAUUUAAAUGGUUGAUUAUUGAUUAGCACUUUUAAAUUCCAAUUUUGAAUGCAGCUUUUAAAUGAUAGAUUAUUGAUUAACACUUUUAAAUUCCAGUUUCGAAUGCAGCUUUUCGAGUCUGCUUUGAAUUAUAGCGGAUUAUUAUGCCGCUAUUUAUUACUUUGACACACAUAAUCUUUUAAGUAAUCCGGUGUUUUUUUCUGUCUUUGUGUUCGUGGUAAUACGGCAUCGCCAGACUCGUUGCCUUGGUGUGAUGGGGUUUCGUGCCUGGUUUUCUUCUCGAAUUGUGAUGAUACGGUCGUAUCAUGGUUGGCGUUGGUUUUCUCGUUGUUUGGCUCAGUUUUCGACGUUCCGACACGUUUAAAGAAUGGGGGUUUCGAGUUAUUUGUUUGUCCUCGCGUUCGGCGGUUACCAUUGACCCUUUUGUCUUGAUUACCUCAUAGGGUAUUGGAUCGUAUGGGGUCGAAAAUGUGUUGUGUUUGUCUUGUUUUACCAACACACUGUCACCAAUUUUAAUUUCAGUUUUUCUCGUGUUUCUCCGUGUAUCAGCAUAGUCUUUCAUUUUCUGCUUUGAUUUUCUGUCAUUUUCUCUUGCGUUUUUGUGUUUUUUCGUUUUUUUUUUG